AUGGAAGCCCCACUGAAGAAAGUGAUCUUGCCAAAUGGCGCAGUGGACUGGGAGGCUUUUCAAGAGUUAGUCACGGAGAAGGACUUCUUGGUCUAUGAUCCGCCGCAGAAGAAGCGGCCUUUCUGGGCCCUGAGCAACCUCAACCUCUUCACUCCCAGAUCGCCCAUUGGAGUUGGCUUUCCCUGCUGUGUGGCUGAAUCAGUGCGAGCCAGAAUGCGAUCGGAAGGCCACGAUGUUCAACAUGCCUACAUCUCCAAGCCAGACGAGUGGUUCUUGAAAAUGCUGGAACCACCAGCGGAGGGCAACCACUGUCCUGAGUUCCUGCGUGGAAUUUGGUGGAUGAAGGACAACGUUGCCAACGAGACCCUUCUGUCCUUUGAGUCGGCCCAUUGGGGUUCUCCUGGCACCAAAAUGGAAGGAGUUGGCAUCAAGCAUGUUUUCAAGAACUGGUCCAAAGGCUCAAGCAUGUGGGGAUCCAUGUUGGCCCGCAGUCAUGAAGAAAUGUUUGGGGUAUUCAAAAUUUCUCCAAAUUUACAGUGGAUCAAUCUGGAUAUGGACAACUGGAUCUACAUCCUGCAAGCUGGUGACAAGCUUGUGGAUCCCAGCGGCAAGCCAGUGCCCUUCACACCGGGAGAUGACUUGCUACGAGUUACUUGGAACGAUCAAGACCCUAAGAAGGGAAUCUACUACCAAUACAUUGUGAGUCGCGUCGCGUUCAAGGACGAGAGCGGCAAAUUGCAGAAAGUCCAUCCUGCCUAUGACGAGCUGUUGGAUCGAGCCACGCGCCCCACCCUUCAAGGUGCUUGCUGUAACCUCUUUCUCUGCAACAUCUCAGACGCAGAGUAUGGUUCGGCAUACGACUGCAUUGACGACCACCAGAUCUACAUCCCGGGGCCCGAACACCCGAGCUGGAAACCUGAUGACUUUCUGAAAGUAGAUCGCGACGCAUAGCUCACACGGUGCCCCAGAGAGUGAAUGCCUUGUUUUAAACGUCUAGCAUUUUGCAGCCCGCUGCAUCGGCGCGAAGCUGAUUCCCGUGGCGGUAGGAUCAUGUAGUAUUCCUUUUUUUUUGGCCUCAGGUGGUUCUAGAUCUUGGCGGACCACUGCAAAAGCAGUCAUUUGCCGUCGUGGUUUUUGACCAGUUUCGGCAAUUGUGGUCCACCAGAGAAGUGAGAGUUUCUUUGUGGCCCGUGGCCCUCUGCCCUAAUGGGCAGGCAAUCCUGAUCAAUCUAUUUUGCUGC
Cladocopium goreaui is the source of this 1241-nucleotide messenger RNA. The record is from the annotation of a GenBank genome assembly. Lineage: Eukaryota; Dinophyceae; Suessiales; Symbiodiniaceae.